AUGGCGGAAGACGUAGGGGUAGGAAUCAAAAGAAGUGUAUUUUUUUUUCCAAACCUUGUUGAAAAUGAUGUUGAUGAAGAUGUGUUGGAUGGAAAAUGGUAUUUAUGUAAUGAUGAUGGUUUUGAGGAAGAUGAUGGAGAUGAUGGAGUAGGUGAUCUUCCGUGUUCAGCUCUGAUGUUUUUCGGUUGUAGGGGUAAUAUUAGUUGUAGUAGUAAUGGUAGUGUGGUUUUCACCAUUUUCUCUCUCCUAAUUUUGAUUUUUCUCACUCCAUCGCUAGUUCUCUGCAACUCUGACGAAGUUCGAGCUCUAUUAGAGUUCAAAUCAAAGAUAACCCACUUGGGAAAAUCGUUACAACAUGGAAUGCAACGGCUGUCGCAACUGCUUCAGAUCUCGAUUCUUGCCCCACCUCCUUCCAUGACGUCGUUUGCGACGAUGCCCCACGUUUCCAUUAUUCUCGAGAGCUUGAAUCUCGGCAGUGAGUUGAAUUUUAGUACCCUAAUUGGGCUGAAAAUGCUCCAAAAACUGAAUUUAAGGGGGAAUAACUUCACUGGUAGAUUAGUUCCCCAAUUAGGUUCAAUGAGAAAAAUGCAAUUCUUAGAUCUGUCGGAUAAUCAGUUUAUUGGUCGGAUCACUAACCGAAUUCACGACCUCUGGAACUUACAGCACUUGAAUGUGUCAAAUAAUCGGUUUUCCGGGGGUUAUCCUGUCGGAAUUCAGAACCUCCAGCAGCUUAGGGUGAGGGAUGUGGAUCAUGUUGAUUUGAGUAUGAACCAGUUUUCGGGUGAGCUUCCGAGCUUAGAAGAAUUGGAUUUAAGGGAUAAUAUGAUUGGGGGAGAGCUUUCUUCUUUUGGCUUGUUGAUCAAUUUGAGGGUUUUGUGUCUGAGAAACAAUCAAUUGUAUGGAGAGACACCUGGGGAGCUGUUGACUACUUCGAUUCAUUUGAUUGAAUUGGAUCUUAAUGGAAAUGGGUUUUCGGAUAAUAUUAGUGAGCACAGUGAAAGUAGCGACGAUGAUGAUGAUGAUGCGGUUGAGCUUAAUGAACUUCCAUUAGUGGAGAAUCGUCGGUUAGCUCUUGCUUGUGAUGAUGGUUAUGUGAGAUUGUAUACCAUCCCUGAUACAAAUGAGUUGACAUACCAUAAAUCCUUGCCUAGGGUCAGCGGCCGAGAUCUUAGUGUGACUUGGAGUGCUGAUGGGAAUUCAUUUAUUCAGGAAGUAGUGAUGGGUAUGCUAUUUCAUCACGCCAAAAGAAUCUGUAAUUGGAGUGAAGAUGUUGCGAUGUUGUAUGUGCAAAUUCAAUGA
Molecule: messenger RNA, 1299 nt
Organism: Spinacia oleracea (spinach)
Lineage: Eukaryota; Viridiplantae; Streptophyta; Magnoliopsida; Caryophyllales; Amaranthaceae
Product: probable inactive receptor kinase At5g10020
Exons: 7
Coding region: 1-1299 (432 amino acids)
Molecular function (GO): protein binding
Source: RefSeq, a predicted model, not a curated record